Molecule: messenger RNA, 969 nt
Organism: Penicillium angulare
Lineage: Eukaryota; Fungi; Ascomycota; Eurotiomycetes; Eurotiales; Aspergillaceae
Exons: 4
Coding region: 1-969 (322 amino acids)
Molecular function (GO): arylformamidase activity
Source: RefSeq, a predicted model, not a curated record
AUGCUUCCAAAGAAUUGGCCCUCAUUCGACGCGUUGCCGCUCGACAAAAGCGGACCCCCUGGAAAUGCCUGGGGUCUUUUUGGAGCGGACGAUCAGUUAGGCAUGCUUAAUCUAUUAACUCCAGAUGUUGUCGCAGCUGCAGCCACGGAGAUAAAGCAGGGGAUUCGAAUUUCGCUGGAUUAUCCACUCGACAAACCAUCUUUUCCAACUAAUGACCGCAAGAUAUUUCAGCACCGAAUUGUCCAUCAUCCAUCUGUUCCUAUGAAUGACGAUGAAGUACACCUGAAUACGCAGAGUAGCACACAAUGGGAUGGAUUCCGGCAUUUCGCAUAUCGACAUGCGCAAAAGUUCUAUAACGGACACCAACAGAAGGAUUUUGAAGACAAGGAGGUUCUAGGAAUAGACCAGUGGACUCAAAAAGGAGGCAUCAUUGGCCGCGGUGUCCUAAUCGACUACGCCGACUGGGCUGAACGCAAGGGGGAAAACCUCAAACCCCUCCAGUCCGGAGCCGUCACGAUCGAGGAAAUUAAAGGGAUAGUCGCAGAGCAAAAUAUCGAGAUUCGACCCGGCGAUAUCCUGUUCAUUCGGGUUGGUUUCACAGCAGCAUACAACGCCUUGUCAGCAUCACAGCAACAGGAAUAUCCGGAUCGACAGCCGGGGGGUCUGUUAGGCCUAGAAGCAACACAAGAGUCUUUGCGUUGGCUUUGGGAAUCACGUUUCGCUGCUGUUGCAAGCGAUUCACCAAGUUUCGAGCGUGGUCCUGUGAAUGGGCCUUUCAAUCAUCCUGAUGUAUCUGUCCAUCAGUGGGCAUUAGCGGGUUGGGGGCUCCCAUUGGGCGAAAUGUUUGACCUAGAAGAGCUGGCUAGCACAGCCAAGAGCUUGGGAAGAUAUUCUUUCUUCUUGACCAGUGUCCCUAUCAAGGUCCCUGGAGGAGUUGCAAGUCCCCCGAAUGCGGUUGCGAUAUUUUAA